AUGGCGUCGCACAAGUCUGAGAGCGGUCGAAUACCGCGGUUAAAGGACCUUGCCUCCCAGUCGCGGAAUGCACCAUUGCCUGUUAUCAAUGCAUCGGCGAGAGUUUCUAAUUCCUCAAUUUCUAUAUCAUCAGCGCUGCACAUUACAAGGCCCACCAACAUUAAGGCCGGGUCCCACAAGGGGUCAUCUUUAUCCGACGCCGAUUCACGACAUCCGGCAGCACCAUCGAAGCCGUCUAGAAUACUAUCCACGCACAAUGCUCGCUCGUUGUUGCCUCCGCGAGCAGCUACCCAUCCAUUGCCUUCAGUAGCUCGUUCUACUCCAAGUGUGUUAAAUACCGAGAAAAGACCACCACUACGAGUGAACACUGAGACGCCUUCCAACUCACUGGCUCAACAGCCUAUCCGUGGUAAGCCACGGAAUGUUCUUCGGAGGAAGGCACCGAGUAUUGGGCAACACACUGGGAACAACAAGUCAAUUACCGAGGGUAUAAAGACAGAAAAGCUAAAUGUUAUGAUCCCAGAUACUACCCAUCCGGGCCAAGUCAUGGGUGGAAGUUCACCACCCGGGCAGAGUCAAGCCGGGUCGACGAAGGAAACAGUUUCACCAUACACACCUCAGGAUACAGCUGUGGGAAGACGCCCCGAACAGCAAGCUCACGAUGUACCAAAGGAGCUUGCAAGUCUACGAACUACUCUCAAUACGCAAAACUUACCUCCUCCAACUCCUAUAUUUGCCUCGGCCAGCAGUCCGUCAACAAGAUACUCUGGCUCCCCAGGCAUGUGGAGUAGGACGUCAACACCCACAUCCUUAUCUUCCUAUUCACCAGGAAUUGUACAACCGGUUAAGGCCGUACCCCGUAUCAGACAACCAAGCCCAUCCCAAACCAAACUUCCUGUCUCAUCGCGGCGGGUGCAACAAACAUCACAAGAUCAUUCAGUCCAUCCGAGGGCUAUCAAGUCUCCUGGUUCCGUCCCAGAGCCGAGCGCAACUUCUUCCUGUAAAAGCCGAAGCCAGAACUCUGCAGCGGAAGGACUGGUAGUUGAUACUUCCACUGUUUCUGGAAGCCUUCCCUCCCGAAAAGUAGCCGCCAAAUCUUGUCUCCCGAGAAAGACACGGGAGAAGGCUGAUAUAGAGUUAGGCUCCUUAAGCCAAGAGAACUCCCAAGCUAUUCGAUCACCCGAGAGCACUGAAAGUAAUGCCACGUACACACCAGCACGGCCGAGUAGAGAAGGAACACAUCGGUUGCAGGUGGAACCAUCACCUGUGGUCCGAAGUAACCUGUCACCUGAUAUAGUGACAAGCCACAACAGACAGCCUUCAGUGGAAAGCUCAUUCACUUCUGGAGGGCGUCCACUAGGCUCCGUUCAAUCAGCGUCGACUUCAGUGGAUUCACUACAGUCGAGUUCUGCUCAACUGCCUUAUCGUCUAUCACCUGAGCUUUCAAGAAAAAGCCCCCGGGCCUCGACAAGAGAAACAAAGGCGCAGGAGAUUCCUCAUACCCUGACAAGCUCAUCCAAGAUUCGAAGAUUUGGGCUGUUCGCUAAAAAGUCUAAGCCUGAAUUGGAAGCACAAUCGUCUGAAGGAAGUCGCACGGCUCGCAAAGGUCCGUCUGCGGGAACAGGGCACGAAGGAUACGGCAAAUACGCACAACGCGGUCGAAGGACAAGCACCACCAGUAGCAGGUCUAGGACAAGGUCUACCAGCACGGUGAGAAGUGCAUCUAGAUCUAUUUCUAGUAAAGGAAGCAUGAACAGUCGUCCAGACAUGGAACUCGAUGAUUUCUUGCUUGAUCGUCUCGAUCCUGUCUUUAUCAAUGGUGGAGGUUUUGACGAUGCGACACUGGUUCGAACACAGAGUGAGCAAAGCUCAAGUGAUCUUAGUACAAGCUCCGUCACGAGCCCACCCCAGAAUGCCGCAGCCCCAAAGCCCUACGGCUACUCCAGGGAGCCAUUGACGUCUUCGACCGAUACCAUUGGCAAAUUCGAGAAGCUUGGUCGAGAAAGUAAGCCAAAAAACAAUGUGCUGGUAUCCCCUGCAUCUAUCCACCAGUCAAAGACUCGCAAUACUGAGAGCUUAGAGACGCCGAUCUCGAGCUCGAAUGUCGAUUUUGAGAGACCACAAGCCCGUACAAUUGGCUCUGGGCAAACCCGCCCAGGUGCUAAGGGUUCACCCAACUCUGUGAAGACAAAUGGAGCGACGAGUCAGCCAAAUAAGUCACCCAAGAAAGGAUUAGGUCUAAAGUGGAAUUUUUUCCAGAAAAGCCGCGACACUAAACAUGCGAGAAGUGAAACCCCACUCCCACCUCCCCAUCGUGUCCAAGCUACGGUAUCGCUAGCAGCAGCAGUUCGCCGGCCUAUUGCACAUUAUGCUUUGGUUGAUGCUGACUCUGAAGGUUUAGAGGAUAUUAUAAGGAAUGUUGAGGAUUCACCACCAACCGAGGAAGAAAAGCCCGAUACUCCAGUGGAGAUUCCAGCGGCCUUGAAUAUUAGGAAGCCCAGCGAAUCUAUUUUGCUGCCGUCCCCUCCUAAGUUGAACAGCAAAUUCAAGGCUUCUACGAAGGUCUACUUCAAUAAGGAUCAGAUGCCUCCCAGCUCCCCAAGUCUAGUAGAAUUCAUGGAAGAGCAGCGCCCAACACGCCUCGCCUCGGUCGGUCGGAUUCCACGCGUAGUCUCGAGAAGAGACAGGCAGCACCGACCAGCUUUGCAAUCCUUCUCAAGGCCAUUCAGUAUGGCCGAUUCUCCUUCGAUCGCAGCCCCCGUGGAGACUAAGCUAUUUGACUUCUCACCGCCGGGCUUGCCUGCACCAGAGGCUCAAAAAGGGACGUAUCAUGGGAAUCCGUCAAGCUUUGGCUUUGAUUUUACCCAACCAUUUGGCGACCCCAUGAGCCGUAGUGUUUUGGACUUUAUUGCUGGACCUUACUCCUCGGAUCAAUUCUUGACAUUCUAUCCUAGGAAGGAGUCAACGACGACCAUAACAAGCUCAAGUGGCUCUGAGAGCCUAGCAGCAGUCACGGCUGUUAUCCCAGAGCCUGAGUCCGCUUUAACCGAAGAUGAAGUGUGGGGAGAAUAUGAUGACCUCAUUGACCAUGUUCUCUCACCUGAAACUGCGAGGCCGCUUUGCCCAGGUGAUUCAGAGGCGGAUGAGAAGUUUGAACUGGCCGCCAUGGCAAGUAGAGCUCUUCAGGCUGAACUUAACGGGCUCUCCGAUCGCCAGGCCUUUCCCACAGCUGUCGAGAAUCCUGCUGUAGCACUCACUCCGGCAUCUCCAACUUCAAGCACCGGGUCUUUCCACCUGAGGCGAUCCAAGAUUGCCCCAACUCUACACUCGUCACUUGUGCCUUCUAGUCAGCCUUCGUUUAGUGACAUAAUCGCCUGCUACCACAAUGAUGAAAGUGUAGAAAAUCUGCAUGAGGACAAUCUGAAUAAUUUGUCGACUCCAUCCUUGUCUAUUGAGCAGCAGUCCAGUUUCCUCACAUCACCUUCUUUGAAUCCCUCGCCAAGCUUCGAAACCUGUCGGCAACGGAAUACAAUUUUGUUUGAUAUUGCUGAGCGUGAUCGGGAGGGGCCGACAGCGCAAACCAACAUCAGAUCGGGAUCACUCAUGACUAGUCGAUGGUUGUCCUUCGGAAGGGUUCUAUUCAGCCCCGCUCAUAAUCACAUCAAAAAUGGAGAGGAAGAGAGGAUCCUAGUAGUGGAUGGGCUAGGAAACGAUGAUUGGUCGUUUUACUGUGCUUUGACAUAUCCUAAUGCCGAAGUGUACAACCUGAACGAUGCACCGACUCCAACAGGAUCCAAACAUCCAGACGCCUGGCAGCCGCCAUCCAACCACCACACUAUCCACCAUGCAAGCCUUGAGGAUCGGUUCCCGUUUCCUAAACGAUACUUCACAGUGACUGUUCUACGCUUCCCCGCAGCAUGCUCUGAACAUGUACAAGACAAUAUCAUUUCAGAGUGCAAGCGUGUGCUGCGCCCCGGGGGCUACAUGGAGAUGAGUCUACUUGAUCUCGACAUGGUGAACAUGGGAAUUCGCACCCGAAAGGCUGUCAGAAACCUUAAGGAGAGGACCUACUUAACAGACCCCAGUAUCAGCCUCAAGCCUUCGAGCGACAGCAUACAACGCCUGCUGGGACGACACGGGUUCGACAACCUACGACGCUGUAUAGUACGGAUUCCAGUGGCAGGGGUGAUUGUAAGAUCAUCAGCCUCGUCCUCAUCCACAUCAUCAUCGAAUCCGUCCACAUUAGCGGUUACAGCCACCUCCGCCACUGUACUGUCACACCCCUCCAAUUCAUCGAUUGGCGCCCAGACAAAAGCCCAUAGCAAAUCAUCCUCCAACGACACCGACCUAUCGCUCGGCGACCUCCUUUCAGACCCUUCCCCUUCCCCUUCCAACGACGAAUCCAUCCGAAAAAUCGUCGCCAGAGUCGGUCGCUGGUGGUACACAAGAUGCUAUGAGAUACCAGUCCUGGCGAACGGCGACGCAGGCCUCAGUAUCUGGUCCGACAGGAAGGUGCUCCGUGAAUGCCAGAAGAGAGGCACCGGGUUCCGCCUCGUAAUCGCAUAUGCACAGAAGCCGAGCGAGAAACGCAGAACAGCAAGCGUUUAG
Molecule: messenger RNA, 4608 nt
Organism: Aspergillus bombycis
Lineage: Eukaryota; Fungi; Ascomycota; Eurotiomycetes; Eurotiales; Aspergillaceae
Exons: 1
Coding region: 1-4608 (1535 amino acids)
Source: RefSeq, a predicted model, not a curated record